Elgaria multicarinata webbii is the source of this 708-nucleotide messenger RNA. Its product is annotated as protein C19orf12 homolog. The coding region runs from base 221 to 655 and encodes 144 amino acids. The record is from RefSeq and is a predicted model, not a curated record. Lineage: Eukaryota; Metazoa; Chordata; Lepidosauria; Squamata; Anguidae. The transcript has 3 exons.
UGGCAGGUUUGCGCUGGAAGGAGGUGCAGAUAGGCAAGCGUAGGACUGCCUGGAUGAAGAAUGAACUAUGAUCAGCUGCAGCCCUUUGCAAAACUGAAAGCGAGGUUUUCUACGAAGUCAUGUGCCAAAGCAACAAUCUCCCUGAAGAAGGCCUGACGUCCGGGAGGAACAGCUGAAGCACAGGAACUCUUAGGAACUUUAAAGGUGUGAUCUAGGCAAGAUGCCCAUCAAUAUGAAUGACGUGAUGCAACUCCUGGGCCGUGUAUCCGAAGUGCAGGGCAUGAAGGCGGCCCUGAGGCAUUCGGGACGAGGUGCACUUAUGGCUGGGCUGGGCGCUUUUCUCGGAGGCAUGAUGGGAGGCCCCUUCGGCAUUGCCAUAGGGGGUGCAGUUGGUGGCCUGGUCGGUGCCAAUAUGUCUGCUGGUCAAUUCAAACCGGUCCCUCAGAUCCUCAUGGAAUUGCCGCCCACGGUGCAGCAGCAGCUAUACAAUGACGCCUAUGCCAUUCUUAAGGACUUUAAUUGGACCGACUUGGCGCAGAUCACAGCCCUGGUCCUGGCGAAUUCAACCCUUCAAACCAAGUUGCUGGGUGUGGUCACAAACUACCUCACCAAUGAGCUCAACGCUGAAAUCCAGUAUGGGAAGAAGAAACCAUAAGGGUAGAUGUGUGUGUGCUUACCAAAGGGAAUUCCACCAGCCACACUGUGCAU